AAGCAAAACACUCCCGAUAAAAUCUCCUCUGUCAAUCCACAAACAAAUCUAUUUUCUAUUUUCUCGCCCCUAAGAUCACAAUACUUGAUUACUUCCAUAUAUAUAAAGUGGGACAGGGAAGACGGGCGCAAGAGCCCAGCCCAAACCACAACCAAGAACUACCGCCCACCGGGCACCGGCCGCAGUUCCCCUUCUCCUCGCCCCCACCACGCUAAACCCUCCUCUUUCCUUCUCCCACCCGAACAACAGCAGGAGACCGGUAUUCCGCAUCCCUACCCAGCAAUGGUGGACGCGGGGCAAGCGGCGAAGCGGGGGAAGGCCACGGAUGAGAAGGGGCAGCCGUCGGCGGCCGCGCGGACGCCUCGCCAACACACGCCGGAUCACCCACCCUAUUGCUGGAUGAUCGGCGAGGCAAUUGACGAGCUGGCUGAGGACGGCGGCUCGGAGGAGGACUCCAUCUCGGCCUUCAUCCGCGCCAGGCACCCUGGCGUGCCCCCCGCGCACGAUAGGUUCCUCCGGCACUACCUCGGCAAGCACGUCGCCGAGGGAUUCUUCCUGCGAAACGCUGCGGGGCGGUUCGAGCGCAACCCCGAGGAGAACGCAGCCGAGGAGCUCCCGGUGGAGCAGACUGAGGCCGGCUCGUGCAACCCGGCUUCCGUUGGGUCUUUGGUGGUAGAUGCCAAGCAUGGCCGGGGCAGGCCGCCGAAGGAUGGCUAUCCUUCGACACCGCCUGAAGGCAGGAAGGAUGGCGGCGCGGGUGCUCAGUGGAUGACACCACAUGCAGGUUCUUCUUCCACACUAGCCGCUGCUGCCAAGGGUUCUGUUCUAAUGUCACCGGUUGCUGCUGCAGACAAGGACGAAAGCCGAGCACCAUCCUUGAAGCCCAAGCGCCGUCGCCGGCUUCGCAGGCAGGGGAUGGCCACGACCGCUGACAGCUCCGGCGAAGCACUCGUCGCAGGCAAGAAAGAUAGCAGGGAGGAGCAUGAGCCACCGCGUGAGCUGGCACUGGUGAUCCUCGAUGAUAGCUCCAACACACCAACCAUGGACAAGGCAUGCACCAAGGUCCCUCCAACCACGCGACCUGUGGAUGGUGGGCAGCCUCUCGAUCUGUCAGCUACACCCAAGGGACGUCGCCGGCAACGCAAAUCAGUCGCGGUGGCUACUGGUGGCCGCUCUGCUCUUACACCUGGCAAGAAGCUAGGUUGUAAGGUCUCAUCUGCAUCGCCCAAGUUUGCACCGGUGGUUGCCGCUGGCUGUCGUACUCCGGCUUCAGUUGCUGACCAGGGCGGCAGGAAAGCAUCAGCGACGCUGAAGCGGCACGGGCGGCCUCGCAAACUGUACCCAGUUAGCGCUGACGAGAUUUCAGAUGAUCCAGAGAUUGCUUUGCUCGCGUUGCCUUCUCCAGACACUAGCGGCGUCAUACCCGUAGCUCCAAAACUUGGCUACCUGACCUGAAGCAUUUCUAUCACGAUUGUUAAACGUAAUGCGCAGGAUGAUAACUUUAGUGUGUUCACUUUUACUGAAUUAUUAGGUUGCUUUGCGGCUUAUGUUUAACUCAGUCAUAGCACUUCUUUAAACUGUGUGAAUGAUAACUGGUUUAUUUGAAUCCCUUCUGCAAUUUUUUUGCAAAUCA
This is a messenger RNA of Zea mays, 1633 nucleotides long. Its product is annotated as histone H1. Gene Ontology annotation, biological process: chromosome condensation; nucleosome assembly; negative regulation of DNA recombination. NCBI's taxonomy places the organism in Eukaryota, Viridiplantae, Streptophyta, Magnoliopsida, Poales, Poaceae. The transcript is spliced from 2 exons. Gene Ontology annotation, molecular function: nucleosomal DNA binding; double-stranded DNA binding. Bases 283 to 1455 code for a protein of 390 amino acids. The record is from RefSeq and is a predicted model, not a curated record. Gene Ontology annotation, cellular component: nucleosome; nucleolus; nucleus.